Molecule: messenger RNA, 4951 nt
Organism: Oncorhynchus kisutch (coho salmon)
Lineage: Eukaryota; Metazoa; Chordata; Actinopteri; Salmoniformes; Salmonidae
Gene: l2hgdh
Product: L-2-hydroxyglutarate dehydrogenase
Exons: 10
Coding region: 169-1509 (446 amino acids)
Molecular function (GO): (S)-2-hydroxyglutarate dehydrogenase activity
Source: RefSeq, a predicted model, not a curated record
GGUCAAAGGGGCCGAGCUUCGUGUCAAGCAAGGAAUUUGAUUAUGACUUCCAUAGCAAGAGAUACCUUGUGGACAACUGCUGUUUAAAACAUAUUCACACAAUAUGUGUGCACGGCGAUUGAUGUUACUGUCAAAGCGAGUAUAGGUUGCUAUUCAAUCUCUGUCGAAAUGAUACGGACACUAAACAGCGCGUCAUUUGCUGCCUUAUUUGCAACGGUGCCAAAGUCCGCGACAUGCAGAACAGCUAGAAUACACAGUAUGUAUGAUGUGGCUGUGGUGGGUGGAGGCAUCGUGGGCCUGGCCUCAGCCAGAGAGCUCAUCCUCAGACACCCCACGCUUAGCUUCAUUCUGCUGGAGAAGGAGAAGGACCUGGCCAUCCACCAAAGCGGCCACAACAGUGGUGUGAUCCACAGUGGGAUUUACUAUACCCCCGGGUCUCUGAAGGCCCGUCUCUGUGGCAAAGGGGCCACUAUGGCCUACGAAUACCUGGACAAGAAAGGACUCCCCUAUAAGAGGUGUGGAAAGCUGAUCGUCGCUGUGGAGCGAGAGGAGAUUCCCAGGCUCAAAGCGCUAUACGAGCGAGGACAGAAGAACAACGUGCGUGACCUCACCAUGAUAGACGCCAAGGGGAUCCGAGAGAGAGAGCCCUACUGCAGGGGUCUGAUGGCCCUGGACUCUCCUUACACUGGCAUCGUGGACUGGAGGCUGGUGUCACUGGCAUAUGGCAAGGACUUCCAGGAGGCAGGAGGGACCGUGGUUACUGAAUAUGAGGCUAGUGACAUGGCCAUGGUGAAGGAAAGCCCCGCUGGUAUCACUGACGGAAUGAAAUAUCCCAUCGCUAUCAGAGAUUCAAAGGGUACGGAGGUAAGGUGUCGGUAUGUGCUGACCUGUGGUGGUCUGUACUCUGACCGCCUCGCUCAGAUCUCUGGCUGCAGUCCAGACCCUCGCAUUGUCCCCUUCAGAGGAGAUUACCUGGUCCUGAAGCCUGAGAAACACUACCUGGUCCGGGGCAACAUCUACCCCGUUCCUGACCCUAGGUUCCCCUUCCUGGGGGUCCACUUCACCCCACGGAUGGACGGCAGUGUUUGGCUGGGUCCCAACGCCGUCCUGGCCUUUAAACGAGAGGGAUACAAGCUGUACGACUUCGAUGCCCGGGACUUUGGAGAUGCACUUUCAUUCAGAGGUCUGCAGAAACUGGUGAUGAAUAACCUAGUGUAUGGUGUUGGAGAGAUGUACAGAGGGGUGUUCAUCGGAGCUCAGGUCAAGAUCUUAAAGAAGUUUAUCCCAGAGCUCUCUCUAAGCGACGUACUCAGGGGUCCAGCAGGGGUGAGGGCCCAGGCUCUGGACCGCGAUGGGAACCUGGUAGAUGACUUUGUGUUUGACGUUGGUGUCGGGGAUGUGGGCAGCAGGGUCCUCCAUGUACGCAACGCUCCCUCGCCCGCCGCCACCUCUUCCCUGGCCAUAGCAGAGAUGGUAGCAGACGAGGUGGAGAGACGUUUCAGCCUCUAAAAACACUAGAGGCACUCUUCGGAUGCUUACCAAAUGGCAUCCUAUUCCCUACUUUUUGAGUUCUGCGCACAACUAUUGACCAGAGCCCACAGGGAAUAGGGUGGCAUUUGGGACGUACUUACACUUCCCCAGUGGAAGGAAGUAACAACAUUGAUCCAGCUGCAGGUCCAUCUAGUGAAGUGGUGAUGAUGCUGAUCUCAGGUCAGUUCUGCAUUUUCCCCAAUGGUUAGUUUGGAGUGGGGGUGAGUGUAAGCUGAUCCUGGAUCUGCGCCAAGGGGAAAAUUCACCAGGAUAUGAUCCAUCCAAUCUGUUAACUACUGCUCACUGGUCCAGCAUCUAUCUACGUCAGCAGAGUGAGGUUACAAAAAAUCCGGGAACUUUCCAAAAUUCCCAGAAUUCCAGGUUGGCGGUUUCCAGGAUUAUCUGCUAUAUUCCUCCUUAAUUGCAGGAAUAUUCCAACAGGGAUUUCUGGAAAACUCGGAAGGUUUGUAAAAGUUACUGGAAUUUGCAACCCGACAGCAGGUCAGGUCAGAAUGGAGUAGACUGAGCAGCAUGUACUGAAUGGAGCAUGUAAAGUGCAUUUGGAAAAUAUUCAGACUCCUUGAUUCCCCACCCCCGUUACGUUACAGCCUUAUUUUACUCAAUCGACACACAAUACCUUAUAAUGACUAAACGAAAACACGUUUUUAUAAAUGUUAGCUGAUUUAUGUAAAAUAAAAAAGGCACACAUCCUGGUAAGUGUACCAAAACAUUUCUGCAGCAAUAAACUCCACCAAUCAGGUAGUGGCCAGACGGAAGCCACUCCUCAGUAAAAGGCACAUGACAGCCAGCUUGGAGUUUGCCAAAAGGCACUUAAAGACUCUCAGACCAUGAGAAACAAGAUUAUCUGUUCUGAUGAAACCAAGAUUAAACUCUGUGACCUGAAUGCCAAGCGUCACGUCUGGAGGAAACUUGGUAACAUCCCUACGGUGAAGCAUGGUGGUGGUGGCAGCAUCAGGCUGUGGGGAUGUUUUUCAAUGGCAGGGAGUGGGAGACUAGUCAGGCUCGAGGGUAAAGAUGAACGGAUCCUUGAUGAAAACCUGCUCCAGAGCGCUCAGGGCCUCAGACUGCAUUGUCAUUCUGGGGUAUUGUGUGUAGAUUGAUGGGGGAGAAUUUAAUUUUAAUCAAUUUUAGAACAAGGCUUUAACGUAACAAAAUGUGGAAAAGUUGGGGGGGGGGCUGAAUACUUUCUGAAUGCAUUGUAGAUGAGAAGAUUAGAGGGUAAUUGUGAUCUAUAGGAUCCCUUAAGCAAAGGGCCUAGACUAGGGUUGAAUAUAUUCCCAGUAUUUUAAAUGUUCCAUCCCGAGAAUAAAUCACUUUUCUCCGUGGUAACCCAGUAUUUCCCAUCAAAACCGGAAGUGUCAUUCAAAAGCAUUAUAAAGCAUACAAAUGGGGCCAUGUCUGGAUUUGAAUAGAGCUUUGAUAGAAAAUUCAAACCUGGAGCCUCCUGAGUGGGUGUCGCCACAGACCCGGGUUCGAUCCCAGGCUGUCACAACCGGCCGCGACCAUGAGUCCCAUAGGGCGGCACACAAUUGGCCCAGCGUCGUCCGGGUUAGGGGAGGGUUUACUUGGCUCAUCGCGAUCUUGCGACUCCUUGUGGUGGGCCAGAUGCCUGCAGGCUGACCUCAGUUGUCAGUUCAAUGGUGUUUCCUCCGACACAUUUGGUGCAGCUGACUUCCGGGUUAAGCAGGCGGGUGUUAAGAAGCGCAGCUUGGUGGGUCAUGUUUCGGAGGACGUAUGACUCGACCUUCGCCUCUCCCAAGCUCGUUGGAGAGUUGCAGCGAUGAGACAAGAUCGCAAUUGGGGAGAAAAAUGGGGUAAAAUACAAAAUGAAUAACUAAAAUAUUAAGAAAAUUCAAGCCUGGUGCUACCUGAGCCUGAUGUGUCCUACAUUAAAUACAUUUUAAUGAGCCCAAUCCCAAAAAAGCCCAAAUAAUUGUGCUGUUUUCCAAUAGAUUUAUCAUAUAGGCUACUGCACAUUACACAUGACAGAGAAACAUAAAUUCCCAUAGAUGGAGCUAUAGAUGAAGCUAGCUAUAUGCUCUCUUGGGUAAAUAAAACUAGCUCCAGUAGGCUAAUCUGUUUGUUGUGUGAACUGUAUUACUGUAUUAUAUUAUAUGGACUAGAAUUACGUACAUCAUUUCUAACAGGGAGAGAACAUGCGAUUCUGGUGCAGCACAUACGGCCUACAAAGUUACAAGUAUAGGCUAGCGAUUUCGAUUUAUAAUUUUGAAAUAUAAUAGUGCCUAUUUGCAUAAUUAGUAGGCUGACGCAUAUGUAGCUUUCAUAUUUCCCCCUUAUGUCAUUAGCCUACGUCCUCUCUCUAUUGUUGCUUCAUUCAGUACCUGGUUUUCAACAGUUAAAUGAAAUGUUUCGUGUCCUAAAUCAUUCUAAUGACAUCCUUGAAUAAUAUAGGACUAGAAUUCGAUGCAGAAGGCUUUCACUUCUCUUCACGAAGAUUGAAGGGUUCUGGGUCUGAAUAAAUAACUGCUAUAGUCUACCGCCAUCACGAUGUGGAUGAUAGGUCUACGUGCAUUGUGAACUGCGUUCCAGACUGAGCAGGGCUGCAUGAUGGAUGAAUCAACGAGAGGCCGUAGAGAAGACACAUUUAGACAUCGCAUAUCAUUUAACAGUUCCAUUUCACCGCAUGCUGUUCAUAUAAAUAAUGCAUUAUAAUUUAUCGGGUUCUCACAGUUAUUUAUCCGGGGGGAAAUGAGUGGUUUUGGCCAGUAAAAUCUCAGUAACCGUGUUCCCACCGUUCAACCCAUGUCCAUGCUACCGAGGACCAGUUUUCCAGACACAGAUUAAACCUAAUCUUGGACUAAAAAGCAAAUGAAAUGGAGAAUCUCCGUAGAAAUAGCUUUUAUACCAAACCCUUAACGUUUGAAAUGUAGUUGGAUGCACCAAAAAUGAGUUGGUUGCACAGAUGAUGCCAAGAAUUCACCAAGAAUGUUCUAAAUUAAAGACCUGUUCCACUGUGGUCCUGUAUUCUCAUGUGAUCCCUCUCAUUGCUUUGGUUUUGGAUAAUGACAAUGUACAGUAGCGGUAAAAAUAUGUUGGUGUUCUCCACCAUUUCUGCUUUCUGAUUAUUUUUUUUAAACGCACUGAUUUUAGGAUGUUUAAAAGCAUUUAUUUUAUAAUAAACUGAAAAUAUUUAUCAAAGUUUUGCGGUAAGAAUACUGCCAUUUUUAUUUUGCCGCAGUCACAUUCUUUGACAGUGUUUUGUUUUUGAAAGACGGUGUGAUUUUUGUUAGUCUGUUUACUGAGAUGAUAUGAAACGGUUUAAUGAAUUUAUCUACGAAUUAUAAUUCUCUCAUUUUGUGAUGUGUGAGGUGUACAACUCCAGAGACAAAAGUUUAUUACAGAAAUUCGAUGUAUUUUAAAUAAAUGACUUUUCCCAUUA